This is a messenger RNA of Metarhizium acridum CQMa 102, 7884 nucleotides long. RefSeq names its product Type I Iterative PKS. Lineage: Eukaryota; Fungi; Ascomycota; Sordariomycetes; Hypocreales; Clavicipitaceae. The record is from RefSeq and is a predicted model, not a curated record. Gene Ontology annotation, molecular function: 3-oxoacyl-[acyl-carrier-protein] synthase activity; phosphopantetheine binding. Gene Ontology annotation, biological process: fatty acid biosynthetic process.
AUGCAUUCCGAUCCGAGAUUAGCCAGUCCAAAUGGGGCUUUAAAUGUAUUCCUUUUUGGAUCUUUGCCGUUGUCAUUCGAUCAUUCGGAGUUUCAUCGGAUCCAAAACACUGUUCGCGGUGAUGAUAGUGUUUCAUGGAUUCCGAAGGUUGUAUCAGAGCUACCGGAAGUAUGGCAAUCAAUCUCUGCGGCUCUCGGUGUUCCCGGAGAACGGGUCGUCCAAGGCUACAUGCAGCUCGUUGACCUCAAGAAUGCUUUCAACUCUGGCGUUGCGCUGACUACCUCGUACCCAUUACCAAAUAAACUUCUAGUUCCACUGGCAACCAUCGACCAACUUACUCAGUAUAUCGGCUUCAACAAAAAAGCGUACACUUCCCAGGACGGCGAAGCUGACUGGAUAUCACGGGCUACCGCGAACGGCGAAACGCUGGGAUUUUGCACGGGGCUGCUCAGCGCGGCGGCCGUGUCCAGUUCCAAGUCUCGCUCAGAUUUCGAGAGAUAUGGUGCAUCUGCAAUUCGGCUGGCCGUUGCAGUUGGCGCAAUUGCUGAUAUGGAUGCCAAAGCAUCAGCUCUGUCGCCACAGCCCACCAGGUGCCUCGGCACAGAAUGGAAUUCCGACUCCAAACUGAGCGACCUCUGCAAGAUCAUAGACAGCCGAGAUGAUACAUACAUCUCUGUCAACUACGACUACAACCGCGCCACGGUUACUACGUCGUUGGCGGCGAUGGCUCAAGUGCAGCAAAACAUGAGAUCAGCAGGAUUGCCAGCUUCGGAGAUAGGUUUGCGUGGUCGAUAUCAUUCCAAAGAGCAUGCGGAAGCACUGAACGCCCUUCUUCAACUCUGCGACGACCGCCCCGAAUUCCAGUUCCGCGACUGUUCUGACCUCGCGAUGAAAUCGCGAUCCAAUACUGGAGGUCAAUAUUUUACAUCCGGACCACUUCAUCACCAUGUUCUAAGAUCAAUAAUCUUGGAGCCGCCUAAUUGGUACAAGACUGUGAAGACCUUGGAAUCAGAGGUGCUCUCACAAGAUGAGAAAGCAACUGUAGUAGCUUUUGGACCGGAGCGACCACUGCCGCCUUCCCUAUCACCAUCACUAAGCGCGCGCUGCAUUCAUGUGUCUGAGUCUAGGAACGCGCCGGUCAAAAGCAUCCGCCAGGACAGGUCUGGAGGCGUAUAUCCUGACACCGACAUUGCUGUUGUGGGAAUGUCAUGCAAAGUCGCCGGGGCGGAUGAUCUAGAAGAGUUCUGGGAAGUGCUCUCUUCCGGUAAAUCGCAGCACAAAGAAGUUCCAUCGGACAGGUUCACCUUUGAGACUGCUUUCAGAGACAUGGACGCAAAGAGAAAGUGGUUUGGAAACUUUAUUCGCGGACAUGAUGAGUUCGACAAUAAGUUCUUCAAGACCAGCCCCCGCGAAGCCGCGACGACAGAUCCGCAACAACGACAACUCCUUCAAGUGGCAUACCAGGCCGUUGAACAGUCUGGAUACUUCCAUAAAGAACAAGACGAUAGCUCACGAGAAGUGGGUUGCUACAUUGGUCUUUGUGGAACCGACUACGAGAACAACAUUGCCUGUUAUCCGGCCAACGCCUUUUGUGCCACUGGCAACUUGGAAGGCUUCGCGGCCGGAAAGAUCAGUCACUAUUUCGGCUGGACAGGACCGGCAUUUGUCGUUGAUACGGCAUGUUCAUCAUCUGCUGUUGCUAUCCAUCAGGCGUGCCGAGCUAUUCUGAGCGGAGAGUGUAGUGCUGCUCUGGCUGGAGGCACGCAUGUCAUGACGAGUCCGUAUCGGUUCCAAAAUUUGGCUGGCGCUUCAUUUUUGAGCACCACAGGACAAUGCAAGCCAUUUGACUCAAAGGCGGAUGGCUAUUGCCGAGGGGACGGCAUCGGAGCAAUCUUCCUGAAGAAGCUUUCUGUUGCUAUUGCUGACGGAGAUCAAGUUCUUGGAGUCAUUGCAGCAACGGGCGUGCAACAGAACCGAAACUGUACACCCAUCUUCGUCCCAAAUUCACCCUCCUUGUCUGAUUUAUUCAGAAAUGUAUCUACCAAGGCAAAUCUUGAACCCGAAGCAAUCACUGUGGUGGAAGCGCAUGGUACUGGGACAGCUGUCGGUGAUCCAGCGGAAUAUGAGAGCGUUCGACAGGUUCUCGGAGGCACCAACAGGAGUAGUUCUCUAGUUCUGGGAUCUGUCAAGGGAUUCAUUGGACAUACGGAGCCAGUGUCUGGAGUUUUGUCGUUGAUCAAGGUACUUCUGAUGAUGAACAAGGGUUACAUACCACCGCAAGCAAGCUUUGAGACCAUCAACCCAAACAUCAAAGCCCAGCCCUCUGACAAAAUCGUCAUUCCCACUUCCCUCAGGCCUUGGAACGCCGAGUUUAAGGCUGCACUCAUUAACAACUACGGUGCUUCCGGCUCCAAUGCUUCCAUGGUGUUGACUCAAGGCCCUUCAAAGCUUCCCAGGCCAGCGCAGCACGAGUCGAGCGACAAGAAGUAUCCGUUUUGGCUGUGCGGAUUAGAUGAUUCUAGUGUACGACGUUAUGCAACAGCACUAUUGAAGUACAUUAGCAAUCGCAAAGGAUCAUCUCGUGAUCCCGAGCUGACUUUGAGGGACGUCUCCUUCAAUCUGGCCCGCAAGACCAACUGGACACUUGCGCGAAACUCAAUAUUUAGUGCCAAGUCGCUCGUUGAAUUAUCACAUGCUUUGAGCUCCAUUGCCGAUAAUAAAGGUGGCUUCUCUACGAGCGCUUCAAAGCCAGAACGACCAGUGGUGCUCUGCUUCGGCGGUCAGAUAUCUACCUUUGUUGGAUUGGACAAGGAACUAUAUGACAGAGUCAAGAUUCUGCGCCAGCAUUUGGAUGCAGUAGAUACUGCUGCAAAGAGACUAGGUGCAGGAACCAUAUUCCCCGACAUCUUCCACCGCGAACCAGUAAAGGACACAGUGAAGCUACAGACAAUACUCUUCGCCAUUCAGUAUGCAAGCGCCAAGUGCUGGAUCGAUUCUGGGGUUAAACCUGUUGCACUGGUGGGACACAGCUUUGGCGAGCUGACAGCAUUGUGCGUGUCUGGUAUUCUGACUAUGGAGGACUGUCUCAAGGCUGUGAUAAAGAGAGCUACCCUGGUACGAGACUUCUGGGGUGCUGAGAAGGGCGCCAUGAUGGCAAUCGAGGCUGAUCUGGAGAAGGUCCAAGACGUGCUUCAAAAGGCUGCCAUGUCUCUUGGAUCGAGCAACUCAGACCCGGCGUCGAUUGCCUGUUAUAACGGACCUAGAAGCUUCACAUUAGCUGGAUCAGUCGAGUCCAUUGAUGCAGUUGCUAAGGUCCUGGAGUCUGAGCCCCCAAAGACAAUCAGGUCGAAGAGGCUGAACGUGACAAACUCAUUCCACUGCAGUCUUGUCGAUAACAUUGACGCUCAGCUGAACGAGUGUGGACUCGGCCUUGCGUUCCAGAAGCCUACAAUUCCGCUGGAACAUGCGACUGAGCAGCCAUUGGAAGAAGUGACUUCGAGCUUCUUCGCCAAGCAUCUCCGCUCUCCUGUAUUCUUCGAUCGGGCGUUGAAGAGGAUAACCAGCAGACAUCCAUCCUGUGUGUUCUUGGAAGCCGGAUCAAACUCUACAGUCACGAAUAUGGCGGCCCGUGCUCUGGGGAACAGUGGCGAUUUACAUUUCCAGGGCGUAAACAUUACUGGUGAGCCAGGUACAGCGUGGAACAACCUGGUUGACUGCACUUUGAGCCUCUGGAAGGAGGGCCUUGAUAUUGGUUUCUGGUCCCAUCACGGCUCUGCUGUUCUCUCUCACGAGCCUCUUCUCCUACCGCCCUAUCAGUUUGAGCAAGCAAAACACUGGAUGGAGCUGAAAGCCCCCCAGAAGGCCAUCUUGGAAGUUCCUCAGAGCAACAAGCCUGACGAAAAUGAGAGCAGCCUCUUCCAGUUUGCUGGCUACACGGACAACAAGAAACAAGCAGGGCGAUUCCGUAUCAAUACCUCGUCGAAGCAAUAUGAGAGACUAGUUUCAGGCCAUGUUUUUGCAGAGACAGCAGCCAUUUGUCCGGCCACCGUACAGCUUGACUUUGUCAUCGAGGCUAUUCGCAGCUUGAAUCAAGAGCUGGCAUCCGAACAAUUGCAGCCACAGCUUCACAACGUCCAAUGCCAAUUGCCUGUGUGCGUGGAUGCCAGCCGUACUCUGUGGAUUGACUUCAAGGAGACUGCAGGCGAUGGUCGUUCACUCUGGAAGUUCAGCAUUGUCAGCACCGAGGCAUCGUCAAAGACCGACAAGGGCUUGUCGGUUCACACAACCGGUACACUUAGAUUCGUCCCAACCGACGAUUCAUCAGCCGAGUUGGAGUUUUCUCGACUUCAGCGUCUGGUCGGCAGCCGACAGUGUCUUGAAUUGUUAAACAGCGGAGAUGUCGAGGAAGUGCUUCUCAACAGAAGUAUUUACAAGAUAUUUGCCGAGAUUGUCAACUACACAGACGAUUAUCGCGGCGUGCAAAAGCUUGUUAGUCGUGGUAAUCAGUCUGCUGCACACGUCGUUCGACAACACGACGCAACAACAUGGUUGGAUGCCCAUCUGGCCGACUGCUUAUGCCAGGUCGCAGGUAUAUGGGCAAACUGUAUGACAGACUGCAGCUCAGCUGAUAUGUAUGUUUGUAAUGGCAUGGAACACUGGUUCCGCAACCCAAGUCAGUCUGGUAACAAGGACAAGCCCGGACGUCCUGCGGCUCUUAAUGUGCUCGCUGUACACCACUACCCGUCGGAGAAAGCAAUCCUAUCAGACAUUUUCGCAUUUGAUGCAAAGACUAAUGACCUGGUCGAAGUCAUUACUGGAAUAAGCUACGUCAAGGUUUCAAGGGCGUCUAUGAGCAAAGUACUCUCAAGAUUAACGCCGGGUCUUUUGUCUGCGACAGCUAGAAAGGAGCAAUCUCCCGCAACGUCGGGUCCUAUUCCGGCGACAAACAUUGACAAUGCUCGCCAAGUGGAUGGACCUGCAUCAGUGAUCAAGACUCAAGAGCCGGUUACCUCCCCCAAAGCAGCCAAAAAAUCUGCAAGUUCAGGAAUUGCUUCGCAGCUCAGGAAAAUUAUAUCGGAACUUUCAGGCGUUGAAGAAGGCGAGAUCCAAGCCGACAGUGCUCUGGCAGAUCUCGGCAUCGACUCGUUGUUGGGUAUGGAGCUGGCUCAUGAGGUGGACUCUGCUUUCAAGAUCAAUAUCCCCGAGGCUACACUGAUGGAAAUUACCGACUUCCCGGGCUUGCUCAAGGUGGUCGCGGAGCUCCUAGGAGAAUCCGUGGAGCAAGAUGCCGGGGAUGAGGGAGGCAAUGAACAAAUUGCUUCCAGCAGCACAAGCGAGUUCGGUGACCGAAGCAACUCUGAGUGCUCUGGAUUUCAGACUGGAGUCAGCACUCCAGCUCUGUCUGAACCAGAAGUUCCAUUCGACCUGAAGCUGUCACAUGAACUGGUUAUGCAGACAUUUACCGCGGUAAAGGAGAAGACUGAUGACCGUAUCGUGGAGCAUGGCCAGGAGAAUUACGCCACAGUCGCUGAACCUAUGCAGACCGAGCUUUGUAUAUCGUUGACACUUGAUGCACUGGAUGACUUGGGAUACAGUGUCAGGAAUGCUCCUGCUGGUUCUUCCAUCACCCGCGUGCCACACCCGGCCGAGCAUUCACGGUUAGUAGAUGCCUUGUACGCCAUGCUGGAGAAAGAAGGCAAGCUUGUUACGGUGGAUGGAGACCGAAUCACUCGAACAGGUACACCAUGCCCCGUUCAAUCCAGCCAGGAGAUUUUCGAAAGCCUCCUAUCCCGGUUCCCUGAUCAGCAUGUAGCUGACAAGCUUACAUACUAUGCGGGCUCCCGCUUGGCCGAUGUCUUGCGAGAGAAGACCAACGGCAUCAAGCUCAUCUUCGGCUGCACCGAAGGUCGUGAUUUGGUUUCCCGAUUCUACGCCGAGUGGCCCCUGCACAAGCUGCUUUACCGACAACUCCAAGACUUUGUGCGUCGUCUCGCGGAGGAACUGAAAGCCGUGAGUGGCGGCCCUCUCAAGAUCCUGGAGAUGGGAGCAGGAACAGGAGGCACCACGAAGCUUCUCUUGCCGAUCCUUGCUGAAGUCAACCUGCCGGUCGAGUAUACUUUCACAGACUUGGCUCCUUCGUUCGUGGCGGCGGCACGCAAAACCUUCAAGGACUAUCCAUUUAUGAAGUUCCGCCAACACGACAUUAGCAACCCUCCUCCGGAAGACUUAAUUGGCACGCAGCAUCUGAUCAUUGCAAGCAACGCGGUCCAUGCCACGCCCAAUCUGAAGACGUCGACAGGAAACAUUCGCAAGGCACUGCGAGAGGACGGCAUGCUCCUCUUGGUUGAAAUGACGGGUCGCGUGUGGUGGAUGGACCUUGUCUUUGGGCUCUUCGAGGGCUGGUGGCUGUUUGACGACGGCCGGGAGUAUGUCGUGCAAGAUGAGAGACAGUGGGAGAGAGACCUGCAAUCAGUUGGUUAUGGGGUUGUCGACUGGACUGAUGGCGCCCGACCCGAGAACAAGCUCGAGAGGCUCAUCAUCGCCUCAGCCUCCAGAAGUAAUAGGUGCGCAUCACUACCAACUCCUCCGCCAUGUACCAAGAGCCCUUCAGCUGACUGCGAGUUUCGAGGAGCAGCCGUUAGAGAGUAUGUGGAGGACCUCUCCAAGGGCUUCAUCGAGUCCCUUGAUGUUGGGGCUGCGCUGAGUGGAGGAGAAGGUGGAAGGAUGAGGCGAGGGGAUGGAAAGCGUGUUCUCAUCACUGGUGGAACGGGAAGUCUAGGUGCGCAUAUUGUUGCCAACUUGGCUUCGCGUUUGGAUGUAAGGGAAGUUGUUUGUCUGAAUAGGAGAAGCAAGGUGGAUGCUAUGCUGCGCCAAAAGCAAAGCAUGCUUGACAAGGGUCUCAACCUGCCCGGGGAAGCCCUGGAGAAGUUGAGGGUAUACGAGACGGACUUAUCAAAGCAGUUUCUGGGUCUUUCUGAGACUGAUUACCACAGCUUGACCACGUCGGUCAGUCAUAUCAUUCACAAUGCCUGGCUGAUGAAUACCAAGUGGCCGCUCAAACGAUUCGAACCACAGCUCCGCAUCAUGAAAAACAUGAUUCACCUGGCUCGGGAUAUUUCACUGCGCAACAAGUCGACGGAAAAGGUCUCGUUUCAACUUGUCUCUUCGGUAGCCGCCGUCGGUCACUGGCCUGUAUGGUCAGGAGAGGCGACGGUUCCCGAGGAGCGCAUGACUAUUGACUCUGUUCUACCCAUUGGAUACGGCGACGCCAAACACACCUGCGAGAAACUGUUGGAUCAAACGCUACACUUGUUCCCAGAGCGCUUCCGCGUUACAGUUGUCCGGCCAGGGCAAAUCGCUGGCUCUAGCAGCUCAGGAUACUGGAAUUCCAUGGAGCAUGUGCCUUUCCUCAUCAAGUCUUCACAGACGCUGGGGGUUCUUCCUAACCUCCCUGGCCAUCUCGCUUGGGCUCCAGUUGAUGCGGUAGCUGGAACUGCAGUGGACAUCUUGACCCUACCGGACAAUGUGCAAGCUCACCCUGUGUAUCACAUUGACAACCCCAAGAGACAAUCCUGGUCCGAGAUGAUUACCAUGUUGGGAAGGACUCUCAAUAUCCCGGACGACAAGAUUAUCCCAUUUGCGGACUGGAUUAAUGUGGUGCGAAUCAAUGCCAAGAAAAGCAACGGGCCUGAUGAAGAAAACCCGGCCUCCAUGUUGGCCGACUUCUUUGAGCACGAUUUCGUGCACAUGUCGUGUGGUGCCAUGGUCCUGGGUACUGACAAAGCCUGCGAGCAUUCCGUUACUUUGAGAAGUUUGGGUCCUGUCACUGAAGCACUGCUGGGAUCCUACGUGAGCAAUUGGCAGAAAGUUGGGUUUUUGAGAUGA